UACAUCGCCAUCUUGAAGGAACGGUACUUGCCCGAAUAAGACGUAGACGUUGUAAAUCGUUAAAACUCGUAUAUUGGACGGGUCAUACAGCAAUGCCAAGAAGAAGACAUGACUCAUCCACCUCUGCAUCUGACAGCAGUGAUGAUCAAAAUAGGAAAGAACAAAGCAGAAAACGAGACUUCAAGCAUGGAACUAGAAGUCCCGACAGUGAAACACACACCAGCCAUGAUAAAGAUGGUAGAAAGGAUCACAAUGUAAGAUCAUCAACAAAUGGCAGACGAAACCGGAAGAAUUCUGAAUCCAGUGAUGCCAGUCCAGUAAAAGUCAGAAGUCUCAAAGAUGUGUCCAGAACAGACAAAGCACCAAGAUCUGUAGCACUUGGGUCAGAUCUCAAAGAGCCUGAUCGCAGAGAACAAGGGACACUUAAAAGACGCGAAUUGAAUGAGGUCAAUGAUGAUCGUCCAAGAAACAAGCGUGGCAGUUCUCAAGAUAGAUAUUCCAGCUCAAGAGGCCCUGUUGAAAGGACUUCACCUGCUGAUGACAGAUUGUCACAACGUGUUCCAUCCCCACGUCAACAAAAUAGAAAGUCAGGAACUACAAGGUCCAACAGAUCAUUGAGUAAUGAACGUGUGCGUUUAGAGAAGCCAGUUGAAAAAAGUAGAAGCCAAAGACAAGUUUUGUCCAAAUCUCCAGAAGAAAAAAGUAAGACAAGCAAUCGUGACACUAAUGAAAAAUCUGGUUCUAGGAACAAGAAAAACUCCCGGGAACCAGAAUCAACUAUCCGGAAUUCUCGAGAUCUUACUCAAAUGAGUAAUAAGUCUGAGAAAAGGCAAAGAGCACAUUCAAGUGACAGCGAUGGGGGUGUUGAUAGAAAGUCGAAUACCUCACAAAAGAGUAAGGACAAAAAGAAAAGCCAGCAGUCGGACAAAGAUGAUUCCCUUGAAAACAGCUUUGAAAGAAGUAAAAAAUUCCUUGGUUCUCAUUCCAGUGAUUUUGAUAUUCCAGAGCCAGAAAAUGUUGAAUUUGUUAGUCCUUCUGAGUUGAAUAACAAAAAGCCAAGCUCUAAGCGUCAAAGACUAGACACUUCUUCGGACACAGAAAUUCUCAAGCAAAGGAAAGACAAAAACGAUUCUUUGGAAGAAAGCAGAAAAACAAGUCGCAAAAAGAAACAAAAGAAAGAUAAGCUUGAUUCCACAAAUUCAUCUUUCAAUGACACAUCAAGUUCCCCAAGUCCAAAAAAGACAAAGAAAGCAGAAAAGUCACCAAGUGCUCGUGAGAGGUCAGGACGAUCAGAGGUGAAUACAUGGCGCUUUUCUGACAGAUCUGUUGGUCGCAAGCAUGACAUGGCCCAAUUUGAGAGCGAGCCGGAGAGUGGCGAGCUGACAGACAGUGAGGAUGAGAUAGCCAAGGGACCCAAGGCUGUCAGGAGUUUUGUCAGUAAGCCUAGUGAGGAGUUUGACCCGGCUACUGUGGAGGAUGAGCGAUUCCUGAACGCCAAACGCAAGGCAGAGAUGAUACUGAGGGAGAAACAGGCUCAAUCUCAGGAGGACAAGGCCAGUAAAAGGAAAGCUGACCCAGAGCCCGAAGUGUCAAGGUCUCCAGUACCCAAGAAGCCCAAGCCUACUGAUGCGGGCAUCGAAGCCCUGACUGGGCGCACAGGCGGGGCCUACAUCCCACCGGCCAGGCUGAGAGCCAUGCAGGCUAAUAUUACUGACAAGUCAAGUGUGGAGUUUCAGCGGAUAUCCUGGGAGGCUCUCAAGAAGUCUAUCAACGGUCUCGUGAACAAAGUGAACGUGGGAAACAUCGAGAAUAUCGUGCGAGAGAUCUUUCAGGAAAAUAUUGUCAGGGGAAAGGGGUUGAUGGCCCGGUCCAUCAUACAGGCCCAGGCUGCAUCUCCCACGUUCACCCACGUCUAUGCUGCACUGGUAGCCAUCGUCAACACCAAGUUCCCUCAGAACGGAGAGCUGGUGCUCAAGCGUCUGAUCAUUCAGUUCCGGCGCGGCUACAAACGUAACGACAAGAGCAUCUGCCUCUCCGCGACACGCUUCAUUGCCCACCUCGUCAACCAGCAAGUGGCCCAUGAAGUCCUCUCCCUGGAGAUACUGACCCUCUUACUGGAGACCCCAACAGACGACUCCGUGGAGGUCGCCAUUGGAUUCCUCAAAGAGUGUGGACAGAAACUCACGGAAGUUUCGCCCCGUGGAAUUAAUGCCAUCUUUGAGCGUCUGCGGACCGUUCUACACGAGGGACAGAUCGAGCUGAGAGUUCAGUACAUGGUGGAGGUCAUGUUCGCAGUGCGCAAGGACAACUUCAAGGAUUUCCCGGCCAUCGUAGAGGACCUGGAUCUCGUGGAGGAGGAGGACCAGUUCACCCACCUGCUCACCCUUGAGGACGCUGUGAACCCUGAGGAUAUCCUCAACGUGUUCAAGCCAGAUCCACAGUUCCAAGAGAACGAAGAAAAAUAUGCCAUCCUGAAGAAAGAGAUCCUUGGUGAAGGCAGUUCAGAUGAGGAAGGUGAGAGUGGCUCCGGCAGUGGCUCGGACAGUGAGUCAGACAGUGAUAACGAAGAAGAGGAAGCCGCUAAGCAGACGAUCAUCGACCAGACGGAGACAAACCUGGUGGCAUUGAAGAGGACUAUCUACCUCACCAUUCAGUCCAGUCUGGACUUUGAGGAGUGUGCCCAUAAGUUGAUGAAGAUGGAGCUCAAACCAGGCCAAGAGGUGGAGCUGUGUUACAUGAUACUGGACUGCUGUGCCCAGAUGAGGACCUAUGAGAAGUUUUUUGGACUGCUGGCGGGGAGGUUCUGCAUGCUAGACCGCAAGUACGUGGAGCCGUUCCAGGCGAUGUUCAAGGAGCAGUACGAGACCAUUCACCGCCUGGAGACCAACAAACUGAGGAACGUGGCCAAGUUCUUUGCUCACCUGCUGUUCACAGACUCCAUCUCGUGGGCAGUAGUGGCCAACAUCAAGCUGAACGAGGAUGACACGACGUCGGCCAGCCGUAUCUUCAUCAAGAUCCUGUUCCAGGAGCUCUCGGAGUAUCUGGGUCUGCCCAAGCUCAACGACAGGCUCAAAGACCCGACUCUUCAAGAGUAUUAUGCGGGUCUGAUGCCCAGAGACAACCCUCGGGACACGAGAUUCGCCAUCAACUUCUUCACAACCAUUGGGCUGGGUGGUCUCACAGAUGACCUCCGUGAGCACCUGAAGAACGUCUCCAAGAAGCUUAUGCAGCAGAAACAGGAGCAGCAGGAGCUUGCAGCGGCGGCAGUGGAGGAGUCUGAGUCAUCCGGGAGCUCUGAGGAGUCUAAUGAUGAAAGUGACGACUCCAGCAACUCUGAUAGUUCUUCAGAGUCAGAAUCAGCUGAUGAAGACCCAUCUGUAAAACGUAAAAAGGACUCUGGAAAAACCAGACCAAUGGAAAAAACGAGCAAGAAAAAAGAAUCGCCUGCCUCAGGUUCUUUAAAUCGCAAUAUCGAUAGAGCAAAUGGAAAGCAUGACCGCAAUGGGAGAAUGGAUGAGAGGAAAAACAAGAAGAAACCAAAGCAACCUAGCCAGGAGGACGUGCAGAGAGAGCAAGAAGAAAAGUUCAGAAAAUUGGCAAAACUGGCCAAUUACGGUGACAUUGAUAAUUUGCCACCCCCUGGAGGUUUUCAGGAAGAAAAAUCAAGGAAAAAAGCUGGUAAGAAGGAAAAAAGAAAACAAAAAGAUUUAGAUUCGUCUAGAGAGGAGUUCGUAGAUAGUGAUGCAAUUAGGGUCGGUAAAAAUCGAAGAGACAGAAAUCGUGAGCAGGGAGAUGUUUUUUCUGAUGGGUCUCAAAAAAAUCGAGAUCGAGAAGAGAAAGGCUCAAGAAGGGCAAUGCAGCGGAGUUAUGAGAAGCAUAGCAGCCCAGAUAGCAGUGAUGCACUGGAUGCCAGGAAUUACCGAAGCGAUCGUAACAGUGGAAGGGAUGAUCGUAACAGCGGAAGGGACGACAGUUUUGGGGGGUCAGGUGAUAGGGAUAAUCGGCGCGGGGUUAGAGAUGGCAGGGAUGACCGGCAGCAGGGUAGAGGUGAAAAAGGGGAUGGAAAAAGAAAAGAAAGAAAAGACAAAGACAGGCCUAAGAAAGACAAAAGAGGCGAGCUGAUUGUGGGUGACAAAGAUGAUGCUAGGGUCCAUGUUGAGAGGACAUUUGAAAGGCUAGACAUCUAUGAGGAUAAAUUCGAGAAGGAAAGGCAGAGGAACUUGGAAAUGGUCAGGGACAGGGAGGAGUACCAUGAAUUGUAUCAGGGGAGGGAUGAUAGGAGAGGGGGAAGAGGAGAGGGGGGUCGUGAUGACAGGGAGGGGAUCAGCAGGGGAGGUAGGGGUGAGGAAGGGGACAGAUUUGAAAGGGGGGAUGAGAGGAGGAGGCCAGGGAGAGUGGAGGAGAGUCGGAGGAGGCGAUGAGGAGAAUCUUGGAACUUGAAACCUGGAAAUUUAGAAGGGAAUAAUUGAUUUUAUUAGGGAAAAAUAUAAAAUCAAGAGGAAUAUCAAUGCAGUAAUUGUGUGGGGUAUGGGAUUGCUUUUACACUUAUUCCCACAAUUGCACUUCUUUUUGUCAUUCGUGAAUAGCGAGCCUGUUUUGAGACUGAGAGGCAAUGGUGAUUGUGAAUGAGGUAAAAGCUUGGGUGGCAGAGGUAAUUGCAUCAGUGCAGAAUAUGUGUCCAGGUUUAAUUAGAAUGAAAAAUAAGCCAAUUGUCUCGACAUUUUGAAUUGGUGGAAUGAAUUUAUUGUAUGCACCCAACAGGCACAAAAUCUGCAUACAAUCUAUGAAAUAAAGGUCUUAUCCAAAUAUUAUGAUAUGGUUUGAAGGAUUCCCUUUACUCAUUGUGAAUACAAUACCUUUAUUGGUUUAUGACUGAACAUGAAAAUUAGGAUCAGCUUGAUAGUACGCAUAUAUGAGAAUAUAAAAAUAUGGUUGAUUGUAUUUCUAUUGGUAUGUUUUUGAGAGGGAUGAAGGAAAAUGUAUUUUUGUUUUUGUUUUUGAGAAUGAUGAAGAAAAAGAUGCAAACAUUGUGGACAAUGGGUUUAUACAUCGUUUGAGAAGACCAAAGGGUAUUCCACUUUGGUACGGUGGUUGAUUUAACAUUAAGCGAUGUCAACUUCAUAGCAUUUUUAUGUGGGCAAGAAAUUAUACAUAAUGUUGUUUUAAGAUGUAAUAAAUUUGAUUGUUACAAUAUCAUUGCAUAUAUUUGCAGAAAAAACAAUUGUUGAUUUUAUAAUUUUGUAAAUAUCUACCGGUACAUUAAGACAAUUUAUUUAAAUGAGUUGCCAGUUGCAUGGUUUGUAAAGAAAAACAACCUCAACAAAAUGUCAGUAGACACCUGAAUUAUAUAGAAAAUUACAUAGUAUAUGUAAGUGUACACUACAUAACUUAUUUGAAGUAAUUAAUAAAAAAUAUGCGAGUGUAGUUUAGAGAGUUUUAUGGUAUUUAAGAAUAACCAGUAAAUUUGUGAAUGCUUUAUUAAAUACCCUCUCUCUCUCUCUCUCUCUCUCUCUAUAUAUAUAUAUAUAUAUAUAUAUAUAUAUACUUGUAUGUUAUUGUGCUGUAUAUUGAAUUGAAUUGAUAGCGGUAAAACAGAGCGAAUGGUAACUUGUUGAUAUCAUAAAUGUAUGUUGGUUGAUAAUGUAAAUGCCGUAGAUAUGUUAAGAUAUGUAUGCUAUAUAAAAUUCAAUUCUUGAACAUAAAAGGCAAUCGUAGGUCAUUCAUUUUAUUGUAAUGUUUAAAUAUUUUUAUAUCGACAUUUGAUUUCAACUUUUUGUAUCUACAAUUUUUUUAAUCUAUAUUUGCAAGUUCAACGUAUACUUCAUUGUUUAGUCUGAAUUCUGUGCCGUAAAGUGCUUUGCAUUAAACAUGUCUUAUUUAA
Molecule: messenger RNA, 5881 nt
Organism: Dreissena polymorpha
Lineage: Eukaryota; Metazoa; Mollusca; Bivalvia; Myida; Dreissenidae
Product: pre-mRNA-splicing factor CWC22 homolog
Exons: 20
Coding region: 93-4421 (1442 amino acids)
Biological process (GO): mRNA splicing, via spliceosome
Cellular component (GO): catalytic step 2 spliceosome
Molecular function (GO): RNA binding; protein binding
Source: RefSeq, a predicted model, not a curated record